GCUAUAGCAUCUGCCAUCUAUCAGCAGGUUGGUAACUCAUCUGCCAUCUAUCAGCAGGUUGGUAACUAUCACAAGGCUGAGGAAUGUAAUGCUGAGCUUGAAGCUGCCGCUGAAGCCCCUCCGCUGGACCCUAAUGUCACAGAUCAACGAGCUAUUAUGAAAUUGAAUAUCAAUGUCGGUAAUCAAAGUCUUGUGGAUCAAUUUGAAUGGGAUAUGUCUGACCCUAAUAAUAGCCCUGAAGACUUUGCUCGGAGCCUAUGUGCUGAACUAGGACUUGGUGGAGAAUUCACAUCCGCUAUCGCCUAUUCUAUUCGUGGUCAACUGCAAUGGAAUCAGAGGACCUAUGCAUUCUCAGAAAGUCCCCAACCUACUGUAGAGUGCACAUUUAGGAAUCCAUCUGAGGCUGAAACAUGGGGACCUUUCUUAGAAACUCUUACUGAUGCUGAGAUUGAGAAGAAAAUGCGCGAUCAGGAUAGAAAUACACGACGGAUGCGUCGUCUUGUUGGCGGCGGCUUCAAUUUCUAG
This is a messenger RNA of Strongylus vulgaris, 525 nucleotides long. The record is from the annotation of a GenBank genome assembly. NCBI's taxonomy places the organism in Eukaryota, Metazoa, Nematoda, Chromadorea, Rhabditida, Strongylidae.